AUGAACGCGGACCAAACCCAGUCGAUUUCCUCAGAGAGAGAGGCUAUGAUGAACGUAUUUUCGGAGCUUAGAGCAGCGAAGUUCCGUUUUCCGAGAGAAUGGGAGGUACCCAACGGCGAACACGAUCCGGCUCCUGGUUUUGUGGCACAACAUCAGUGGACUCAAGUCCGGGACACAGACAAGGACAUCGCGGCGGAUCGGCAGAUGCAGCGGAGCUACGUGUCCGACGCAGAAAUAUUGGGAGUGCAGGACUGGUUAGGCAAGCCGCCUGCACCGACACUGCAGGUGUAUACCGAAAGAUAG
Molecule: messenger RNA, 303 nt
Organism: Macrosiphum euphorbiae (potato aphid)
Lineage: Eukaryota; Metazoa; Arthropoda; Insecta; Hemiptera; Aphididae
Source: the annotation of a GenBank genome assembly